AUGGAGCCUCCUAGGAAGUUAAAGGGCCGCCAAAUGGUUGAGAUGGUGAAGAUCAAGAAGGCGACGAAUCUCCAAGUUACCUUUGCCAAACGCCGGGCUAGCAUUUUCAAGAAGGCGAGUGAAAUUAGCACGCUUUGUGGUGCUGAAAUUGCAGUGAUUAUUUUUUCACCUGCUAAGAAAGUGUUUUUUUUUGUCAGUCCUUCUGUGGAAAAGUUGAUCAAUCGAUUCAGUGGCCUAAUAGAACAACCUCUUUCAGCUAACAGAUGCAUGAUGGAUGCUCAUCGAAAUGCUUGUCUCCAAGGGCUCAACUCACAGCUAAACAAGCAAUUUCAACCUGCUCUUGAGGAAUUAUACGAGAAUGUUAUAAAAGUCGCCAAAGAAAAAGAUGCUGAAGAGGACAAUAUUAAUCCUAAUUCUGAUGAUCAGCUUUUUCUUGGAAGCUCUUCCAAUGGAACUGGACUUCCAUUUGAAUCUAUCCCCUUAAAUGCUAUCGUUGGUCCCAGAAACAUGGUUAAUCCGAACAUGAAUAGGGUUAAUUCCAACAUGGUUAAUCCAAACGUGAUUAGGCCCAGCAUGAUUAAUCCUAACAUGGUUAAUCCUGCAGCUUAUAUGAAGAUGCUUCGUGACAUGCUCAACAACAAUAAUCCAAACAUUCCCUUGUCCAAUUCCAUGACUCCCAAUAAUCCAAUCAUGGUCUCUAAUGUCAUGCUUAUCAACAGUAACCCUACAAACAUGAUGCUACCGGCGGCAAAUAUGAUGAUCAACAAUGAUCAAAACAUGGUUCCAGCCGAUCAUAUGAUGAUGAACAAUGACUAG
Messenger RNA from Carica papaya (papaya), 816 nucleotides. The record is from RefSeq and is a predicted model, not a curated record. NCBI's taxonomy places the organism in Eukaryota, Viridiplantae, Streptophyta, Magnoliopsida, Brassicales, Caricaceae.